Ogataea parapolymorpha DL-1 is the source of this 4425-nucleotide messenger RNA. Its product is annotated as Intracellular protein transport protein USO1. The coding region runs from base 1 to 4425 and encodes 1474 amino acids. Gene Ontology annotation, cellular component: ER to Golgi transport vesicle membrane; Golgi stack; Golgi membrane. The record is from RefSeq and is a predicted model, not a curated record. Gene Ontology annotation, biological process: intracellular protein transport; endoplasmic reticulum to Golgi vesicle-mediated transport; vesicle fusion with Golgi apparatus. The transcript has 2 exons. NCBI's taxonomy places the organism in Eukaryota, Fungi, Ascomycota, Pichiomycetes, Pichiales, Pichiaceae.
AUGGAGCUUCUUCAGAACUUUAUGAGCACGCCCAGCGCGAGCGAGAAGGAGGUCAGCGACUCAAUUGCGACGCUCGUGGACCGGCUGUCGCACGCGACGUUAUUGACCGACCGCCGGGCUGCCGUUUUGGGGCUCAAAUCGUUCAGCAGACAGUAUCGAGAGAUUGUCAUUGCCAACGGUCUCAAGAGUCUUGUUGCGACCCUGCACAAGGACGUGCUGGAUCUUGAUAUUGUCAGGGCAGUGCUCGAAACCCUCUUAAUUCUGUUUAUCCGGGGCGAGGGCGACGAGGAUCUAACUAGAAGCUGGAUUAGCCAGCAGACAAGACUCAAGAACGGCAAGUAUCCGUCGCCGAGUUUGGUGCUCGACAACGUGACAGACCAGUUUUCGCUGUGGAUUUUCGACGAGUUGACUCAAUCGGUGAAAAGUUUCGAUAUUCUGGUGGAUCUCGUCGAGGCAGACGAUAUCCAUAUCAAGCUGUACUCGUUGCAACUGCUCCAGGCGUUAUGUUCGACGCGGCCGCUGCGGACCAAAGAGCUCACCCUUAAGUCACCGCUGGCGAUCUCAAAGCUGUGCCAGGCGCUUGACGACCCCUACGAGCCGAUUCGGAACGAGGCAAUCCUGCUGCUGAUGGGCGUCGUCAAGGACAAUUUCCACAUUCAGAAGCUGGUGGUCUUCGAGAACACGUUCGAAAAAUUGUACCGCAUUAUAGAGGACGAGGGCCGCCUUGAGGGUAAUAUCGUCGUUCAGGACUGUUUGUCGCUGAUAGCGAACCUGCUAAGAUACAACGCUAGCAACCAGAAGUUUUUCAUUGAAACCAAUUGCAUGUACAAACUCGCGGAAUUUUUGGACCAGCCUCUGGCCGAGAGCGAGCUGGGUCCGUUUGUGUGGAACGAGCAGCGGCUCCAGAACUUGCUCACCACGCUUGACACAUGCAGGCUGUUUGUGGCCGAAGGAGUGGAGGCCAUUGACGAGGCACAGAGAGCACUUGUAAAGUCAGACGUUCUGAUGCUGAUUUUGCGUUUGGUAUUUUCCAUUAGCAUUCCCAACGUUGUCCGGGUCAAUGCGCUUCUUACUACCGCAGAUAUCAUCCGCUCCAACGCCGAGAUCCAGCUACAGUUCUCCCAGAUCGACGUCCCGUAUAUGGACCCCACGCUGCCCGCUGCAGCACAGAAGAUGGACGAGGUUGUUCCAGUGAUAGAUGCACUGCUGAACUGGUGUCUUUACGCGAACUCUGUCCAUUUAUUUGAUCUACGGAUGGCCUCUGUGGUGGCGCUACAUGCGUACUUCAAGGACAACGCGGACGCCAAAUACGCUUUUUUGAAAGAUCAAAAGUACGAGUUCAACAAGCUCAACGGCGUGCCCGACAGCGAGGACGAACCGGAAGAGGAGGAAGGCGCAAACGGUGAAGCCGAGAAUGAUGCAAACGGCGAGAGCAGGUCGGCCUCGACAACCUUCACCGGAGCUAACCUAUUUGCAACGCUUAUCAACGUUGACAGCGACCUGCAACUGAAUCCUUACAAAAUCUGGUUUGCAUGUUUAAUUUUGAUCUAUGUGUUUGAGAACUACAACGAGGGCCGCGAGCUGGCAAUGUCCGUCCAGAUCGGCAACGCAAGCGCCAACGAGGACGUCCUAAACAUCAUUGAGGCCGUUGGCCAGGCGCUGUGUUCGAGUUUGCGCUUCAAGGACCCGCGUGUCCCAAUUGCCUAUAUGAUGCUAUUGAGCAUCUGGCUCUGGGAGGAUUUUCGAGCCGUGGACCGAUUUUUGCAGGACCCGUCCAUUUUGGACCAGCUGCUUGCGUAUCUGGUUGAGGCAAACGAUGAGAACCUGCUUGCGCAGGGCAUGGUGGUGGUUUUGCUGGCUAUAGUUUACGAAUUUACAAGAAAGAAAUCGCCUGUGAGUCGUCAGCAGCUGAGCUCGUUGCUGAAGAGCCGGGUCGGAGACAAUGCAUUCAGCUUGAAAAUCCAGCAGUUCGAAAAGAGCGAGGCAUUUUCCAACUACGACGAGGAAACUCUGCUGAAUCCAGAGAGAGACGACACGGGGCUGCCGCAGGUGUAUUUCGAUCCAUUAUUUGUGCAGCUGGUGAAGGAGAACUCCAGACGGCUCCGGGGAGCCAUAGGUCACGAUCCCUCGUUUGAGCCUCUAGAAAAGCUCAGCUUCGACGCCUUUGAAACUGUCCAGAACGACUGUCUUUCGCUAGCCAACGAUCUAAAGACUGUUCGCAAGGAGGCAGAUGAGACGAUCGAGAAACAGAAGGCCGAGAUCGAGCGGCUCGUUUCGGAAUACGACGAGCUUGCACAGACGUACGAGUCUACGAAGAGCGAGCUCGAGAAGCUUGAAAAGGACAGAGAGCUGCUGGACACAAACUACGCGAAGAGCUCUGAGGACAUAGGCAAGCUUACGCAGCUCAAGAACGAGCUGGAGCAGAAUCUGUCACAGUUAACCACGCGGCACCAGGAAGCAACUUCCAAGGUGGCCUCGUUGGAAGCAAGCAACAAACAGCUUUCAGAGAAGCUGAACGUUAUUGAACAGCAAAAGAGCAAAGCAGAGGAUGGUAUUAACAAGAUGAGCCGUGAAUUGAUGCAGCUGACAAAGGACAACGAGUCGCAAAGCAAAACGAUAAAAAAAUCUGGAGAAAGAGGCGCAGAAGAUGGCGAAGACGCACGAAAAGCUUCAGCAACAAAUAGCGCAGCAGCAGGAGAAGAUAUCUGGACUAGACUCAAGAAGGGUGACGACAACUACAACGGUCUACGGAAGACGUACGAGGAGACUGUUGGCAAAUUAAAAGCGGCAGAGCAGGAGAUUGAGAGAUUGCGUAGCGGCCAUUUGGAGGCCACUCGGAGCCUUGAGUCGAUAAGAAAGGAGGCAGAGACGUCUACGGGCUCUUUGAGGAAGCAACUUACGAGUUUGACUGCACAGAAGGCCGAAUUGGAGGCAUUGAACGAGGACAUUCAUCGUCAAUUGGAGAACUUGAGUGCAGAGCGAGACGAAAUCCGCAAGGAGGCAGACUUCGAGAGAAAGCGGUUGCAGGAGGAGAAACGGGCACUAGAAAACGAGAAAAGCGAGCUCCAGAAGAGGUGGGAGGAGGAAAAGCAGAAACUUGAGCAGGAGAAAGACGCUCAGAUAAAGGAAUACGAGGAAAAGCUUCGGCAGCUUGAGAGUGUGUCCAAGUCUUCCGCGGCGCUCCAGAGGAGACUCGAACAAGCGACACAAGAAAAGGAGGAGCUGGAGACGACAGUGACGUCCCUGAAGAAGCAGCUUGGCGAGACGAGGGAGCUAAAGAACACGGUCACGGAGGAAAAGAAGUCGCUCGAGUCCACCAUCUCAAUGAUCUCGUUGAAUGUCGAGGCCAAGGACGAAGAGUGUCGUCGGCUGAUGAAGGAAGCAGAGGAAUUAAGGAAGGAGAAGGAGAGGAAACUGGCUGAGUUUUCAGAGCUGGAGAAGAAGCUUGUUGAUUAUGAUUCUGUUAAAAAGGAGCUUGACUCACAUUUGAGCGCGAUCGAGGUUUUGAAAUCUGACUUACAGAAGGAGCAAGCCGAGAAGAAGGAGCUGGUGGCAAUGCACGAGAAAGAAUUGCAGAACUUAAAUUCGGAGUUGAGCGGCAAAGCUGAGGAGAUUGAGCGAGAAAGAGCACUUCUGGCUGGAAAUUCCGAUUCCGUCGUCAAGGAGUAUUCUCAGAAGAUUAGUUCUUUAGAUGAGAAGCUAAAAAAAACCGAGAAAGAGAGGGACGCAGAAGUUUCGAAAUUGAAGGAGCAGGUGAAAUCAUUGUCGAGUGGAAGGCAAGAGUUGUUGGAUUCACAGACGUCCAAGGAAGCAGAACUAAAAAAGUUGCAGGACAGGCUGACAAGCAUGGAGGAGAGUUUGAAGCAGAAGGAGAAUGAUAUCGAGGCAAAAGGCAGCGAGCUUAAUGACCUCAGGGAUAAAAUGAAGGAGCAGCUCCGCGAGCUUGUGGAUCUCAAGAAACAGAUGAAGGAGAGAGAGAAGCUUAAGACAGAACUGUUAGAGUUGGAGGCAUAUCGAGAAAGAACCCAAGAUUACGACGAGUUGCAACAAAGGGUCGCCGAAUAUGAUGAGCUGAAAAGGAAGACUACAGACUACGAAGAACUCAAGAGCAAAGUUGCUGAUCACGAAAAGCUGCAGAGCGACUACACUGAGCUACAGAAGACACUGGAAGAUUACGAGACAUUGAAGUCCAAGGCUGCCGAACACGAGAAGCUGCAGAAACAGGUAGUCGAAUUGGAGCAGAAGCUCAAAGAUGCUAAGAGCAGAGAGGAGGACUUGGUUCCUAGAGGAGAAUUUGAUGACCUAAUGCUGCUCAUGAGCGAGCUAGACGAGAAAAACAAGCAGAUGAAGCUCAAGCUCAAGUCGUUAGGCGAGGAAGUGAGCGACUUUAGCGACGAGUCGGACGACGACGAUGACGAGGAGUAG